UGUUCUCACUUUCCGAAAUAUCAACACUUACACUGCAAAUGCUGAAAGCACACAUAAAGCCUGAGUCGGGAAAUGCUGAAACACCAGAGCUUAUAAAUUCAGAUAUCAAGCAGCCGGUGGCGUUAGACCCGAGAGGUAAGUCGACUACCCCGAGAUCAGAAACUCCUAAACCUGAAUACUUAAAGGCUUCACCUCCGACUUCGAAUAAACGACAAAAGAUUCAAGACAUAGAAGAUGACAUAGCACCGGCCGAUCCAGUGCACGAAAUUGUUGGUGGCUCCACGGUAAGACGAUACUUGAACAAAAAUGUGACGGUUCAUCUACUUGAUGGUUUACGUGAACUAGCUAAUACUUCACCCGAAGACCCAUUAAAGUUCUUGGGCCAAUUUCUCAUUGACCGAUCAGAGUCGCUCAAAGAGGCGAACAACGGGUCUACAUAAGACGAUAUCCUGAUCUAACCCAAGUAUGCUGUAUAUUAUCGUGUAUAGAAGUCCAAGCGGUAUAUAUUUCUCAACGCGACUACAAACAAAUUCUAUUUUGAUCACUAAUUAAUGUCUGGCGAUACAGAUUUAAGACCGUAUUACAACCCAGACACCUUCGAUGCUGGGUACCUGGUGAUCUACAAGCCGGGAGUGGGACUUGUGGAUCCACAUACGGGUGCUUCGGUCACCAGUUCAAUCCAUCCCAUCCUCAACAACUCCUCUACCGGCAGAUACAACCCAGGUGCUAAUAUCGGAUUGAGAGGAAUGGCUGCCAUGUCUAAAGACAGUCAAGAAAAGGACUAUUUCAACGACCUUGAGUUUCUGGAAUACUUUGACUUGAACAACUUAGGGGCCCUUUUGCGGAACUUGUUUUGGAACUUUUUAAAGAACUACGUAAAGGUGAUUGUGCUACAACCCUUGGAGAUAACCAGAUUGGUAUUACAAGUGGGUACGUUUGAUUUCCAGAAAAAACCUGUUCAGACUGCUAAACAACCACUUCCCCGGUUGAUGGACGAGUCUAGUGAGUUAACUCCACAAGUAUCUCAACAGUUUUCAGAUGACGAUUCGGAUUUCGAAGUCAACUACUUCCAACUGUUGGAGAAAUCCAAAUCGUCUCUCACACCAGAGGUGGGUUCUCCCCGUAAAUCACGGGCCAAAUCGCCUUCCAAGUCGAAGAAAUUAUCAAAGAAGAAGCAUAAAAUCCAACCGGUCUCGAAGCAUACAGUAGACAUCAUUGCAGCAAUUGUGUCCAAAGACGGACCAAACGCCCUAUUCAGAGGUUUAAAUGCUCAAUUCAUACACCAAAGUUUGUCUCACACAAUCGAGGCAUGGAUUACUGGGUUUUUGUCACCAUUUCUCGGUAUUCCAGACCCAUUUUUCUUGGACUUGACCCAUCUGACAGAACCAUUGCGGUCACUUUGUUUGUCGGUACUGGCAUGUGUUUUAACAGGGAUUAUAUUGAUUCCAUUGGACUUGGUUAAAGUGAGGCUCAUGAUCACUCAGUUCAACAAACCAUAUAAUAAGGAUGCAGAUGCAGACCUAGAAAUGGGUGAGCAGUUGCACACUCCACAGAGCACGAGAUCCAUCAGAGAGUCUUUGAGAAACUAUCCAGUUGAGUUAUUGGUUCGUCCUCCGAUGUCUAUAUCGUUUUUGACAGUAUUGCACCAGUUUGCAACCAGUAUCUUCCGUAAGUCUGCUCCAUACUUACUUUUCAUCCGAUUCAACAUUGAUCAGUAUCUGUCGCCGUCAUGGUAUACCAUCUUCAACUUACUAUUGUCGAUUAUGGAAUUUUUCAUCAAGUUGCCAGUUGAAAACUUACUUAGAAAACAACAGGUACUGUUUUUGUUACAGCCCAAAUCUCUCAAACUCGAUCCGAUGAGAGUCGUAACGAUAGACAACCCCGACAGAGACCUCAUUGUUGAUUUCAAUCAUGAGUGGAAACAUACAGACAUUAAAGACAAUAAGUUUAAGUCUACCUGGAGAUCAUUGGUAAACCUUGGCUUAUUCAACGGUUGGAGAGUCGGUGUGCUUAAUAUCAUUGGAUUCUGGGGCUAUAAGAUUGUUCAAAGCGGAGCGUCGAUUCAAGAAGAGAAAUUAUGAUCAUGUUAAUAUGUAUAUAGUCUUUGUGUAUGUGAUUUACUGCCCUACGCGA
This is a messenger RNA of Yamadazyma tenuis ATCC 10573, 2133 nucleotides long. RefSeq lists its product as uncharacterized. The record is from RefSeq and is a predicted model, not a curated record. NCBI's taxonomy places the organism in Eukaryota, Fungi, Ascomycota, Pichiomycetes, Serinales, Debaryomycetaceae.